Molecule: messenger RNA, 1899 nt
Organism: Saimiri boliviensis boliviensis (Bolivian squirrel monkey)
Lineage: Eukaryota; Metazoa; Chordata; Mammalia; Primates; Cebidae
Product: olfactory receptor 4F4
Biological process (GO): G protein-coupled receptor signaling pathway
Cellular component (GO): membrane
Molecular function (GO): G protein-coupled receptor activity; olfactory receptor activity
Source: RefSeq, a predicted model, not a curated record
UCUGUACUCCUCAUUCUCUGAAAAUUGCUGUUGUCUCUUGCAGUUAUGAAGAAGGUAACUGAAGAGUCUGUUUCUUGGAAUGAAUCAACAAGUGAAACGAAUAACUCCAUGGUGACUGAAUUCAUUUUUCUGGGUCUCUCUGAUUCUCAGGAACUCCAGAUUUUCCUAUUUGUGUUGUUUUUUGUAUUCUAUGGGGGAAUCGUGUUUGGAAACCUUCUUAUUGUCAUAACAGUGGUAUCUGACUUCCACCUUCACUCUCCCAUGUACUUCCUGCUAGCCAAUCUUUCAUUCAUUGAUCUGUCUUUGUCUUCUGUCACAGCCCCCAAGAUGAUUACUGACUUUUUCAGUGAGUGCAAAGUCAUCUCUUUCAAGGGCUGCCUUGUUCAGAUAUUUUUCCUUCACUUCUUUGGUGGGAGUGAGUUGGUGAUCCUCAUAGCCAUGGCCUUUGACAGAUAUGUAGCAAUAUGCAAACCUCUGCACUAUACCACAAUUAUGUGUGGCAACACAUGUGUCGGUAUUGUGGCUGUUGCAUGGGGAAUUGGCUUUCUCCAUUCGGUGAGCCAGUUGGCCUUUGCAGUGCACUUACCCUUCUGUGGUCCCAAUGAGGUGGAUAGCUUUUAUUGUGACCUUCCUAGGGUAAUCGAACUUGCCUGUACAGAUACCUACAGGCUAGAUAUUAUGCUCAUUGCUAACAGUGGUGUGCUCACUAUAUGUUCUUUUGUUCUUCUAAUCAUCUCAUACACUAUCAUCCUAAUGACCAUCCAGCGCUGCCCUUCAGAUAGCUCAUCCAAGGCUCUGUCCACUUUGACUGCUCACAUCACAGUAGUUCUUUUGUUCUUUGGACCAUGUAUUCUUAUUUAUGCCUGGCCAUUCCCCAUCAAAUCAUUAGAUAAAUUCCUUGCUGUAUUUUAUUCUGUGAUCACCCCUCUCUUGAACCCAAUUAUAUACACACUGAGGAACAAAGACAUGAAGACUGCCAUAAGACGGCUGAGAAAAUGGGAUGUACAUCCCAGUGUAAAGUCUUAAAUCUUAUAUAACUGUGAGAUUCAUCUCGGAUGACAUAAAAUGUAGUGAAGUUGGUAAGUUAGUAAAGCUCAUGAAAACGGUCUUCUAUUCCCUAUUAAAUUAAUACGUAAUAAUUUAAUAAUAGCCCAGGAACUUUCACAUACAUUGCCUCAAUUUAUCUUUCAACAACUUGAGUGUUACAUUUUAGAAUGCAGAUAUAAAGUUAUUAUGCUUUCAAAAUAUUCUUUUACUAAUUCUUAGAACAAAGACAGGCAUAAAUAUAUUACUAUUUGUAUACGCCCAUUCCUUCCUGUAUGAUCCUAAGUUUAGUAGAACAAAGGAGAGAAAAUAGCCUAGCUUAUAAACAUUUUAAAAUUUUUACUUGGCCCAUUUGUGAAAAACAUAAAAAAAGAACUGCCACAUGCUUAAUUUUUAAAAAUAUGCUUAGUGAUAUGGAGAUAUAUGUCAACUUUUAAGAUGUUUGAAAAAAAAUGCCUCUCAUUAUAAGAGUUUAUACUUCACCUCCCACCACUGUAACAACCCCAAUUCAUGAGGGCAUUAUCAGGCGUAAUAGGAAGAGUAAAUUUGCCAAUGUAAAAUGUGCCUUUUAGGCACUUGACAUGUGUGACAUAUGAAAACUGCUCAUAAGCAGCAGAACGAAUUUAGAGGGAUCCAGUCUCUCAUCAUGUUGGCAUAAAGUGUCUUACUAGUAUCCAUCUAUGUCAUUUUUUCAUAGUUAACCUUUAAAAACACAGGCUUUAAAGUAACAACAAAAAAAAGCUGGGUUCAACUCUACUGACUCUUAUUAAUCAUGAUUUUGGACACAUUUCUUAGCUUUCUUAAGCUUUUGUUUUGACAUUUAUAAAUAGGUGAUAAUACAAAUUAUGCAUGGUU